CACGCAUCGUAGUUACCUUCAUAUCACCAUGAAAUUGGACGUGGUCAAACAGUUCUCCACGCGUUGUGACCGUGUCAAGGGAAUCGACUUCCAUCCCUCUGAGCCGUGGAUCCUCACCACCUUGUACAAUGGUAAGAUCGAGAUUUGGUCCUAUGCCACAAACACGCUUGUAAAGUCGAUCCAGGUAACGGAGAUGCCCGUCCGGACGGGAAAGUUCAUCGCUCGUAAGAAUUGGAUUGUUGUCGGCUCCGACGACUUCCAGAUCCGGGUCUAUAACUACAACACGGGUGAAAAAAUCACCCAGUUCGAGGCCCAUCCAGACUAUAUCAGGUCCAUUGCCGUUCAUCCUUCCAAGCCAUAUAUAUUGACGUCGUCUGAUGACUUGACCAUCAAGUUGUGGAACUGGGACAAUUCCUGGAAGUUGGAACAGGUCUUUGAAGGACACCAACAUUACGUUAUGAGUGUCAACUUCAACCCCAAGGACCCAAACACGUUUGCUUCUGCCUGUUUGGACAGAACCGUCAAGAUCUGGUCCUUGGGUUCCUCGGUGCCAAACUUCACGUUGGUAGCUCACGAUGCCAAGGGUGUUAACUAUGUUGAUUACUACCCUCAGGCUGAUAAGCCUUAUUUGAUUACAUCAUCAGAUGAUAAAACGAUCAAGAUAUGGGAUUACCAGACUAAAUCAUGUGUCGCCACAUUGGAGGGUCAUUUGUCGAACGUGUCGUUCGCGAUUUUCCACCCUGAGUUGCCGUUGAUCGUAUCUGGUUCUGAAGAUGGAACCAUUCGUUUCUGGAACUCCAACACCUUCAAGUUGGAGAAGUCUAUUAAUUACUCGUUGGAACGUGUGUGGUGCAUUGGUAUCUUGCUGAAGUCCAACUUGAUUGCCGCGGGGUUCGACUCUGGCUUCGUUAUCGUCAAACUUGGAAAUGAAGAGCCCUUGUUCCUGAUGGACUCCAACAACAAACUCAUCUAUGCUAAGAACUCAGAGGUUUACCAGUCAGUGAUUAAGCCCUCUUCUACGGAAGGAUUGAAGGAUGGAGAAGCCUUGCCUUUGCAACAGAGAGAAUUGGGUAACAUCGAGAUAUAUCCACAGUCCUUAUCGCAUUCUCCUAACGGUCGAUACGCUGCAGUCUGUGGAGAUGGGGAAUACAUUGUCUACACUGCUUUGGCAUGGAGAUCGAAAUCAUACGGUAAUGCUUUGGACUUUUCCUGGAAUACACACGAUACUUCCAACGCAUGUUCUUUUGCUGUGCGUGAAUCGCAAGUAUCGGUCAAGAUUUUGAAAAACUUUCAGGAGUACUUGACGCUCGACUUGAUCUACCAGGCUGACAAGAUCUUUGGUGGUGCCUUGUUGGGAGUCAAGCUGGAAGGUUGUAUUUCUUUCUACGAUUGGAUCCACGGUAAGCUAGUUAGACGUGUUGACUUAGACGACGACAUCCAGGACGUAAUCUGGUCCGACAAUGGCGAGUUGUUGGCCAUUGUUACUUCUUCCAGUGUCGGCGAUAGUAAUUCUGUAGGAGCUAAGAAGAGUGAUGAGACGUACUUCUUGAGUUACAGCCAGGAAGCUUUCGAACUGGCCUUACAAGCUGACGAGCUUGAUCCAGAAGAAGGUGCUGAAUCGUCUUUCAAUGUUUUGUACACUCUUCCAACCUCUGAGCCUAUAUUGUCGGGCAAGUUCAUUGGCGAUGUUUAUGUCUAUACCACAGCCUCUACCAACCGAUUGAAUUACUUUGUGGGUGGAGAAGUGAUCAACUUGGGACAUUUCGACCACAAAUACUACAUAAUUGGCUACAAGGCGCAAGAAGGCAAGUUGUAUCUUAUUGACAAGUCGUUCAACGUCGUCUCCUGGUUCGUCAACGCCGAGGUCUUAGAGUUACAGACCUUGGUAAUGCGUGGUGAUCUUGAACAGUACGCUGUCAAAACUGUAGAAGAUGAGGAGACAGGUGAACAGAUCCCAGACUUGGCUAGUGUAGAAAUCGACAACUUGUCGGACGAUUACGCAAACCUCAAGUCGGGAUUCAGCAAGACUGAAUUGAACCAGUUGUCGCGUUUCUUUGAGAAGUUAGGUUACUUAUCGUUGUCGUACUCGUUGUCGCAGGAUUUCGACUCCAAGUUCCAGAUAUCACUCUCUACCGGUAACUUGAAACAGGCAUAUGAAUUGUUGUCUACUAACCAAAAGGAAAACCCAUCUACAGCAUUAGCCAACUCCAACAAAUGGAAGAGACUUGGAGACCUUGCAUUAACCAAGUGGCAGAUUAAAUUGGCGGAAGACUGCUUCUGGCUUGCCAACGACUAUUCUUCUUUAUUGUUGUUGUUGUCUUCGUCUAACAAUCAGAAAGAGCUCUCCAGGUUGGCUACCGAAUGUGAGGCCAAGGGUAAAUACAAUAUUGCAUGGCAGGCAUGGUGGUUGACUGGACAGAAGGAAAAGUGCUUGGACUUGUUGGUCAAGAGUGAAAGAUUGCCGGAGGCUGCUAUCUUUGGUGCCAACUACGGUGUAAGCAGCGAAAAGUUGGAAUCUACUGUGAAAUCGUGGAAAAACAAACUUGAUAGCAAAAACAAAAGUAAGGUCAGUGCAAGAUUAGAGGACAGCUUAUCGGGAUUAAAGAUCUCUACCAAUGGCAGUGCAGCUCCGUUAAUUGACCUUGAAGCUACCGAAGCAGUUGCUGAAGUUGAAGAUGUAGCUGAACCAGAAACGGAAGCAGAUGCUGAAGAGGCCAAAGAAGUACCACAGGCUGAAGAGGAAGAAGCUGCAGUGGAAGAGGAUGAAGUGGAAGAGGAUGAUGAUGAAGAUGCUUAAACUAAAUAAAUUUUACGAUCCUGAAAAGUACACUUCCAUUCAUUGUACAAUUACAUACAUGAAAUACAAAAUGAUAAAUUAUAUUUGUUUUGGUUUUAGCUUCAUUUUAUACAUUUUAUAUUUACGUCUUUUAAGUUCAUUGUUGGCAUUAGUCGU
Scheffersomyces stipitis CBS 6054 is the source of this 2953-nucleotide messenger RNA. RefSeq names its product coatomer subunit beta' (gene SEC27). Gene Ontology annotation, cellular component: COPI vesicle coat. Lineage: Eukaryota; Fungi; Ascomycota; Pichiomycetes; Serinales; Debaryomycetaceae. The transcript has a single exon. Gene Ontology annotation, biological process: endoplasmic reticulum to Golgi vesicle-mediated transport; retrograde vesicle-mediated transport, Golgi to endoplasmic reticulum; intracellular protein transport. The coding region runs from base 29 to 2797 and encodes 922 amino acids. The record is from RefSeq and is a predicted model, not a curated record. Gene Ontology annotation, molecular function: protein binding; structural molecule activity.